Lates calcarifer (barramundi perch) is the source of this 932-nucleotide messenger RNA. RefSeq names its product transmembrane protein 14A (gene tmem14a). Bases 108 to 416 code for a protein of 102 amino acids. Gene Ontology annotation, biological process: regulation of heme biosynthetic process. Gene Ontology annotation, cellular component: mitochondrial membrane. NCBI's taxonomy places the organism in Eukaryota, Metazoa, Chordata, Actinopteri, Centropomidae. The transcript is spliced from 5 exons. The record is from RefSeq and is a predicted model, not a curated record.
CGCAUUACGACUUGUGGGCAGAAACAAGGAAGUUUAGUGACAGGUUGAGGGUAACGUUUCGACGCUUCUGAGUGCUGCCGCUGUCUUUUUUGGACUCAAGCUUUACGAUGGGAGUGGACUGGAUUGGAUUUGGCUAUGCAGCGGCCAUUGCUUUUGGAGGAUUUAUGGGAUACAAGAGAAAAGCCAGCGUGAUGUCCCUGAUGGCUGGUUUAGUUUUUGGUGGAUUAUCUGCUUAUGGUGCCUAUAACAUCUCUAAUGACCCAAAGGACAUUAAAGUCUCAUUACUUGCCUCAGGAGUCCUCUCAUUGGUGAUGGGAAUGAGAUACAAGAAAUCUGGGAAAAUAUUGCCAGCUGGCCUCAUGUCAGGGCUAAGUUUGUUGAUGGUGUUUCGACUGUUACUCCUGAUCAUGGUGUGACUGGAGGAACGACACUGACCCAGAUUGACUCUGUCUGUCCCUUACUUUGAAGGAAACAUCAUUCCCAACUAACACACUAAAACAAGUUGUCUGUUUUUUAUUGCAAGCUAAGUUUCAUGUGACCAGAAACCUCGCAAAAUCUACCAGUGGGUGUUAACAGAUUUAAGAUGAACUUUUAUUGCAGUAAAUCUUUUUGGUUUGAUUUUAUAUUGAUUUUUUAAUUUUUAAUUUUGUGUUAUUACCAUUGAUUUAUUUGUGGGUGUUCUUAUUUGUCUUGGCAGUGGGUCAGUGGGUUUACUGUAGACACUACAACAUUGAUCUUGCAGGCUCCAAAAAUGUCUGAGUUAGUAAGCUGAAGUAUUCAAAUUACUGAUAAAAGGAACAAGUUUAUAGAAAAAAAUGGAUUCUUGACCUCUUACAUGCUAUGUCUUUGAGCAAAAAAGAAUGAAAGUUAAUGUGUUUGUGGGUUUUUUUUGUAAGAACAGAAAACUAAAUAAAUGGACGUGAUUUUUAAAA